This is a messenger RNA of Vombatus ursinus (common wombat), 4629 nucleotides long. RefSeq names its product paired box 5 (gene PAX5). Bases 890 to 2062 code for a protein of 390 amino acids. Gene Ontology annotation, molecular function: DNA-binding transcription factor activity, RNA polymerase II-specific; RNA polymerase II cis-regulatory region sequence-specific DNA binding. Lineage: Eukaryota; Metazoa; Chordata; Mammalia; Diprotodontia; Vombatidae. The record is from RefSeq and is a predicted model, not a curated record. Gene Ontology annotation, biological process: anatomical structure development; regulation of transcription by RNA polymerase II. The transcript has 10 exons.
GACAGAGAGAGAGAGAGACAGAGAGACAGAGAGAGAGAGAGAGAGCCUUGCCAUGGACCUAAGUAUAAAUUGGGAGGAAAAAAGGGAGAAUCUGAGACCUAAGCGGUUCUGAUUUGUCUAUAGGACUGUUGCCUUCUCAACAACGUCCCUUGUUAAAGCUUAUGUAUACGAAAGGGUUUUGUUGCAAUUGCUUUUUUAAUGCCCAGUUGUAUUCUGGAAAUCUUUACAAUCUUGUCAACACAAAGGCAUAAACUCACCACCAGGCCAACCGCUUAACAGCUCUCUCUUCUUAUCUUCCCCAGUGCCCCUACAUGUAGGAAUAGCAAACAAAUUAAUCCCCCAACAAAAAGACUGAUUCCAGGCCAUUCUUUGGUAUAUUUAUGAUCUCGAGUGCUAACUAUAUUUCUUUGGAGAAAUACGCCUUUGAAACACAAGGUCCACAAUAUCUGGAUUGCUGCAGGUGACCUCCGACUUUGGACAACAGCCAUCGAAGGAGCUCUGGGUCAGGUGCCUGGGGCUUCCCUUUUUUGUGACAUGCGUAUGGCGUUUUGAUGCUUUCUUCUGGGGGAAAAAAGCGACCUGACUCAGCCGUCUGUCUUCAAGCUUACGUCUGAAAAAAAAAAUCUUGCGGUGCCUCCUUAGGAGUUUGGGGCCAUAAUUCUAUACCAUCGCUAAUUCUAUCAUCAACUCCAUAGCGUAGUGAUUGCCCCCCAAACCACUUUCUCCUUUUACUUUAAGAAAUAACCAGACUUUGCAAUUUGCAAAGGGAUUUUUAAAAAAUACACAAAAUUUCUUCUUAUUGUUGGUUCGAGUGAGAUCUUUGCAGUAGGUGCAAGGUGGUCGUGAUCUCAUCUGAAAAAGCGUCUGACUCAAGCUGUGGAUCGCUCCGAUGGAAAUACACUGUAAGCACGACCCGUUUGCAGCAAUGCAUAGACAUGGAGGAGUGAAUCAAUUAGGGGGGGUUUUUGUAAAUGGCCGUCCCCUCCCCGAUGUAGUCCGCCAAAGGAUUGUGGAACUUGCCCAUCAAGGUGUGAGACCUUGUGACAUCUCCAGGCAGCUUCGGGUCAGCCAUGGUUGUGUCAGCAAAAUUCUCGGCAGGUAUUAUGAGACUGGAAGUAUCAAGCCUGGGGUGAUUGGAGGGUCAAAACCAAAGGUCGCCACACCCAAAGUUGUAGAAAAGAUUGCAGAAUAUAAACGCCAAAACCCUACCAUGUUUGCCUGGGAAAUCAGAGAUAGGCUUUUAGCAGAGCGAGUGUGUGACAAUGACACCGUGCCCAGUGUCAGCUCAAUUAACAGGAUCAUCCGGACAAAGGUACAGCAGCCACCCAACCAGCAGGUCCCAGCUUCCAGUCACAGCAUAGUCUCCACAGGCUCUGUGACCCAAGUGUCUUCAGCAAGUACCGAUUCUGCUGGCUCUUCCUACUCCAUUAGUGGAAUUCUGGGAAUUACAUCUCCUAGCGCUGAAACCAACAAACGCAAAAGAGAGGAAGGUAUUCAGGAGUCUCCGGUACCAAAUGGCCAUUCCCUCCCAGGCAGAGAUUUCCUUCGGAAACAGAUGCGGGGAGACCUUUUCACCCAGCAGCAAUUAGAAGUGUUGGAUCGAGUCUUUGAGAGACAACAUUAUUCUGACAUAUUUACAACCACUGAGCCCAUCAAACCAGAGCAGACCACAGAAUACUCAGCCAUGGCAUCACUAGCUGGUGGAUUAGAUGACAUGAAGGCCAAUUUAACAAGCCCUACGUCUGCGGAUAUAGGGGCCAAUGUCCCAGGGCCACAGUCGUACCCCAUUGUGACAGGUCGUGAUUUGGCAAGCACAACCCUCCCAGGAUACCCUCCACACGUCCCCCCUGCUGGACAGGGCAGCUACUCUGCUCCAACUCUGACAGGGAUGGUGCCCGGGAGUGAGUUUUCUGGAAGUCCUUAUAGCCACCCACAGUAUUCAACAUACAAUGAUUCCUGGAGAUUUCCCAACCCUGGGCUGCUAGGCUCCCCUUACUAUUACAGUGCAGCCGCCAGAGGAGCAGCUCCCCCUGCGGCUGCCACCGCCUAUGACCGCCACUGACCCCAAGAGCAAAGAAAUCCAAGCACUUACUACACAUAUCAUUCAGGACUAUGGCAUCUGAAUCACCGCGACAUCCCCAUGCCACCCAGGCUGCACGAGGAACAACAAGAGAAUAGCCAAUAAGAUUCCACAGACUCGACGAAAUGUUAUUCUUUGCAAGGGGCCAACUGAUGUGGGGUUGGUGGGUUUUUUUUCCUCUCUCUUGCUUUCUUGCGCCUCCCCCCCCAUUGUUGUUGUUGGUUUUUGUUUGUUUGCUUCUAAGAGGAAAUCAAUGAGAUUUUACUCACGUUGACUGGGUCUCAGAAAACCAACCAACCGAAAACCAGUUACGCUGACAUUCCUCCCUGUUCACAGGACAGUCUGUUCUUGGGAGCAGCCACCAUGUUAGGCCCUGGGCCAGUCGCCUCUGGUUUUCUCCAGGUACGUCUAAGGAAGAACCAAACAAAUAUAUUCUUGGGCAGAGCUUUCCUCCUGGAUGACUCUGAGGUGGACAUCUCAACAUCAUCUGCCUAACCCACCCUGGGCUUUUGUUUGGGGUGGUUGGUCCAGAAGGAUUGCUCUUUUCAGCUUAAAACAGCAUCGAUGUAAAUAACGCCUUGCUUUUUGUGUGUGUUGCGAAGAGAGUGGCUACAUAUAUACUAUAAAUGCUUUUACACAUGGCGGGCUCAAAAUGCAUUGACAAGUGCAUUUUGAAACUGGUGCACUGAGUCAGAAUUCAGUAAGCUUUAACCGACCUUGAGCCAACCAGGUGGUAUUUUCUUUGUGGUCAUCCUUUGGCCUGAAGUGAUUUUUUGUUUGUUUGUUUGUUUGUGCGGUAUCCCGUAGGAGAGGCCUUGGGUAGGAGAACAUGCUGUUGAGAGGCAUGGAACACAAGGAACAAGUAAAACCCCUGGGCAGGUUGUGACAUUUUGCAGCUUUCUAUCAAUUCAUGUUUCUUUGUAACCAUCCUGAGUACACUGGAAAUACAUUUUUCUAGUUCCAAGCAGUGCUAACUUUGAGGAAGGAUUUCUUAGUCAGCUUCUGACAUGCUGUAUGUAAAUCUAAAUAAGCAGGUGAAAACUCACUGAUUUUGUAAAAGAAAAAGGAAAGAAAACAAUCUCAGCCUGAUGAGCUGACAUGUUAAUAGCCUGAGUCAUCCUUGGCUUAGCCUCACCGUUCAUUAGAUAUUACAGAUCAUGUUUUCCAAAUCAUGGAAAUUUGGAAAACAUAAUUUUGGUUAUUUCCCUAGCUACUCUUUGGAAACCAAGAUACCUUCCCCAAUAUUAUAUCAUUAUAGGCAUAAGAUGUUUUUUUUUUCCCUCCCACCCCCAGGAAAAACAAGCCCACUAACACAGCAGUGAUAUUUUAUUUAAUGUCCCAUUCUCUUUAGGAAAAAAAGAACAAAAAAUGAGUAACUCAAAAAUGCUUCAACAAUUCAACUCAACAAACAUUUUUAAGCACCUAAUCUGUGCAGGAGCACCAGACUAGGUGUUUGGGAUACAACAAUAAAUAAGACAGUCACUGCCCUCAAGGAAUUUAUUAUCUUGUAGGGGAGAUGAGGCAUGUACAUAUAUAAAUAAAAUACAAAUUAGAUUAUGAUCAAUGUGUAGGCAAGGUUCAAACAAAGUUCUGUGAGAUUCAAGGAGGGAGAGGUCAUUUCCCUCAGGGGCAUCAGGAAAGGUUCUUCAUGGUACCUGAACUUGGCCUUCAAGAAAGAGAAGGGUUUCAACAAAUGGAGAUGGGGUUGUGAUGGGAGAAGGAAUCCAUUGUAGGACUAAGGGAUUAGUGUGAGCCAAUGCAUAAAAGUAGGAAAGGGCAAAAAGAGGUUGAAGAAUGGUGCAGAUUGUCUGAACUGGGAAGCGCAUGAAGAAGGACGGUAUGAGAUAAGGCUGGAAAGAUAGGUUAGGCCAAAUUAUAGAGAGCUUUUAAUGCCAGACUUUACUUGGUAGAGAAUGUUGAGUCACUCAAUGUGAUUGAGCAGAGACUUAUACUCAGAGGAUUGGCUAAGGCACAUUUCAAUCAUUAUCAAUACCCUUACGCCCACAUAAUCUGUACUUAUUUAUUUCCCCCAGAGGACAGCCAGGUUCAACUUGCUUUACUCACUUGUCAGUUACAGUUGCAUUAUCAUCUUGGACAAUGUCAUCAGAGUGUCUGAUAAAGUGAAUGAAUGUGUUUCUCACCCCUACUAAAUGAAAGACAAAUUAGGAUCAGUUAGUUCAUUCAUUAAUUCAUUCAGUAAGUAUUUAUUGAGGAACUCUUAUGUACUUGGUACUAUAGUAGACACUGCAGUGGGAAAGCAGAGAUCAUAUAAAGAAAGAAAUAUAAGAUGGACCCUACCCUUAUCUAGCUAGACAGAAAAACAUGUUGCACGGAGUGCUUGAAGAGAAACGCAAAGUAGACUAUGAUCAGAUACUAAAAUAUGAGGUAUAGGGAAUAAGUGCUUCAGGAGUCAGGAAAUCAAUUACUGUAGACAGACUGGGGUGGGCAAGGAGGACCUCACAGAGACUGUGGGACUUGAGCUAAGUCUUGAAAGAUGGCUAGGAUUUAGAGAGGCAGAGGGAAGGUGAAAGGCACUCUGAGCAAUGGUU